Molecule: messenger RNA, 3549 nt
Organism: Diaporthe amygdali
Lineage: Eukaryota; Fungi; Ascomycota; Sordariomycetes; Diaporthales; Diaporthaceae
Product: protein kinase
Exons: 8
Coding region: 1-3549 (1182 amino acids)
Biological process (GO): peptidyl-threonine phosphorylation; peptidyl-serine phosphorylation
Molecular function (GO): ATP binding; protein serine/threonine kinase activity
Source: RefSeq, a predicted model, not a curated record
AUGGCUAGGAACGCUUCGUGCUCAAACGGUAUUAUUAUCCAGCUCAGCAACCCCGUCGAGAAGGACCUAAUCGAGCCAGUGCUCGAUUUAGGCCUUAGGAAAACACAUUUCGGCUUGAGAAAAUUCUUCAUUGGCAAGAGAGACAUCACAACCCACCGGCCACCACCGCCGGGUUGCAAUCAUGAACACCGCCUUGCCAGAAAGAAACGGUCUCUGGCCCAGAGUCUGAAGCACCCACAUUUGCAGGAAAUUGAAACAGCUAUCGAGCACUUCAUACAGGACCACAACCUCGACUAUCAAGAUGAGUUAAACGUCAGAACCGUUGUCACGGACAUCCGUCUCUUAGGGCAGGGGGAUAGUCGUCAGGUCAGGCUGCAGCCCAGGGGGUGGGUCAUAUGCAGGCCAGAAGUUGUAGAGGUUGUGAAGGACAUCGUCGCGAAAUUCCCAUCUACAAUCCCACAGAAUUUGAAUCUCGGGUCCAAGAUACAGGCUGGACGUGGCGGUCUAUCUUGGACCAUGGCUGAUGUCACACAUAUGCCGGAGACGCUCAACAUGGGAGCGGGAUUUGACUUACCCACUCAUGGCUACAAAUUCUUCCUGAGCCUCGAAGACCCCAUAGACAUAAGUCGACCAAGACGUUCCUCUUGCGGUUUAUUGUGUUUUGUCGUGGUUGAAAAGGGUGGAUCCCGGGAACUUGCUCAAGUUUGCAGGAUCGGUGGUGUUGUUGAAAUUCCAGACCAAAAUGGGUCAAGGAAGCUUGUUGCCGUCACUGUUGCUCAUGGUCUCUCUGACUAUAUAUUGGCAGCCACAUCAAGAAAGAAGAUUAAUGGCCCUCUAGGAGGCUCUCAAAAGAAAGGGACUUUUAAAUUACGUACGGGAGAAAAAGAUGAAGUACCGACGAAAUUGCCCUCUGAUAAGCACUGGACACCUGUUAUGGGAUUUCAUGCUAUCAACUGGUUGGGCAAGGUCUGGACCCCAACACCCCAGCAUCCAUCAAGCGUAUCCAUUGGGAAUCUUGGAGAUUUGACGAAGGACGCGGAUUUUGCUCUGCUGGAUGUUCCGUUCAGUCUUCAGAACUCUUUCACGACUGGUGGUGGAGUCCAAUCCCUUGACGGUCUAGUGAUGGACCAUGAGCUGUUCUCACUGGCUGAGAUGGACCAAGACCUGGGCGUCAUUGUUGAGCUGGAGUGCAUCCUUCCAGCAACGUUGCUUAGGGAAACCCCAUUCAUGUUUGUGCGGGGCAGGCAGUUUGCCACGAGGAUGAUCCGACUGAAAAACAAUAAACCGUUGACACGUGGCACCUCAGGAUGCUGGGUUGUCCGCGGUAAUAAGCUGUGUGGCAUGAUCGUUGCCAGCCAUGACGUUGAGCCCAUAGCGCAUAUAGUAUCUGCUGAGAAAUUAUUCAGCGACAUUAACAGAACGGUUGGACACUGGCCUGAUGAGAUCCAUAUAGGUGGAGCCGGACGUGCUUCUCAGCUGCAAGCUGAGAUCAGCACAGUGCGUUCAGAAGAGGUCGACAGAAUUUAUGAUCAGCAGCUUCCCUUCAGACAGUCAAUCCUCAGCGGCCUGCCCCGUUCUUUCAGCCCCGCUGAAGAGGCUUCGAUGGUACGGCAAAGUCAGAUUAGCUUUGAAGACCUGUUGCUUUUAUCUAUGGAGGAGUCAGCCGGAGAAGGCAACGAGCGUCGCUUUCUUCCACAUGACGUUCUGGAAUCGCUCGUCGAUUACCCUUUGGUUUACGAUUACCUUGCUAAACCAAUGAAAAUCGAAAGACAAAAGCUAUCAGUGCUAGUGGACUAUGUCCUCCGAUCGGCUCGCAAACUUUUUGCGAUUCUGGUACUCACCGAGGCUUGCGAAAUUCUGGAGGAUCUGCGUGCGGAGGGACUUAGUGACGAUGAUCUGCCUUUUCUCUUCGAUGGUCGACAUUUCUACCGCAGGGACACGGAUCUGUCACCGGAAACAGAAGAAGCCCUUCGAUUGAACUCAUUCAAAAGAUUGAAUAGGAGCAAAAUUGGAUUCUUCGACACGGAGCAGUGGUCAAUGUUAGCUCCUCGAUUUACUCUAGACGACAGCGGUGAAGCACUCUUCUAUCGUCUACACCGGAACAUUGUCUUGCCAUGGGUCGCUUCAGACAGGAUGAUCGAGACAGGCCGCUCAACAAUCAGGCGCGUCAGAAUACAUCCAGCACACUUCGACUUCUCACGAGUAUCUAACGCCACCGAAUUUGCGGUAAAAGAACUUCGUUCCCUGACUGAGGAAGCGUUCAACAUGGAAAUUGAGUCCAAAGAGCGAUAUCGAGGAGAUUUUGGGGUUCUGAAGAUAAGCGAUUUCGGGGAGACCAGAUUCCACCAAGCUGAGACACGGAUGCGACACCAGCCGUCCACCACGGCAGUGACAAUGGCUUAUAGCGCCCCUGAAUUUGAGCAGGAACCUGACGGACCGGUAUCUAGAGCUUAUGAUGUCUGGUCCUUGGGUUGCGUUUACCUAGAGUUCGCUACUUGGCUCCUACUUGGGGCACAAGGCGUGGAGGACUUCGCCCAGGAUCGAUUGAAGGAGGGCAGACAGUCUCGAGGAGAUAUUGGGGUGGACAACUUUUUCCGGAUGGUGGCCUCUGACGGAUCUUCACCCGGUAACAUACGUGCCAACACAAGACUCUCUCCUGUCGUGAAAGAGUGUGUCAAAGAGCGCGUUCGCAUCCUCCAGAAUAUUUCUCAGACUCACCCGGACGUUGAUCCAGCCCUGAAUGGCUUCCUCAAUCUGGUGUUGGAGAGGAUGCUGGUGACAGGGGAGCACCGAGCUAAGUCCCUUGAGGUUUUGAAUACCCUACAGUUUCUGUUCCGAGAACUCCGAGACAAAAAGCAUGAGGGGUCUUUAUUUCCAACCUCAUCCAAAGUGCCAGAGGAACAGUCCACCGAACAGAUGAGGUUCAGCACGAAGCCGCCAGACCUAGAACAUGGCACCAAGAAUUCUCAGGAGGACGUAAGUGACGCUCAAGGCCACGAGACGAUUGAAAUGAAGGCCCUCGGGCCGGAUCCAUUUGAAUUAAAGGGCCUUCCGCAGCCUGUGCGUGAACAAAAGAAGACGUCUAGUUCAAAUUCUAUACCGGCAGUUCAAGUCUUCUCUUUGGAACAAGUAGAAGAAGAGAUUGAAGAGGUGGUGAGAGAGACGGAUCCCACUGGCGCGAUGCGAGAAACGCGGCGCAGGAGCACGAGGCGCACUGCCGGGCUGGGAUAUGCUAAGCUUCACCAAGGGGCGAAGGCUUCAGCUCCAGGCGGCAGCAAGGUGGUUGAUCCUGACUCAACGAACUUUAGCGCGAUGUCAGAGCUCCAACUCCUAGAGGCCGAGAGAGCAUUGCUUGGGCAGCUCAUGGCCAUCAAAGAUGUGCAGAUCCAGCGAGAAGGACAGACUGGACCUAGCAUCGCCAUGAAUCCACAGUCAGGACCUAAUCCAAAACAUGGUGAAGGGUCCCAAGGACUUGGUAGCGGAAGGAAAACAUACUCCGAAAUGCUGAAGUGGAUCAUGCACCCUACUCGGCGUGGGCCCUUCAGUUGA